This is a messenger RNA of Rotaria sordida, 300 nucleotides long. The record is from the annotation of a GenBank genome assembly. Lineage: Eukaryota; Metazoa; Rotifera; Eurotatoria; Philodinida; Philodinidae.
AUGAAAUUAUAUGAAAAUGAUCUUCAAUCACGUCAUUUAAUGCGUAGUUUUAUGGCAUUAGCACUUUUGCCUAAUGAACUUAUUCCAGAUCGAUUUAAAUUAUUGACAAAAAAAGUUCAUGAAUCUCCUCAAGCAGAACAAUUGAGAAUAUUUUUAGUUUAUUUCGAAAAGCAGUGGUUGAAACAUUUCAGACCAACAAUAUGGUCCAUGUGUGACAGCAAUUGGAGAACAAAUAAUUUUGCUGAAGCACAAAAUCGACGUUUCUUCUCAAGAUUUGUUCAACCACAUCCCAAUCUAUAG